GAUGAAUGCAGACACUAUGAAGUCCUCAACGACAGAGAGCGCGCUGCAGGGCGUCACAGGGGUAACAUCCUUAAGUGUGACCAGAGAGAUCUUGUUACCCCUAAAUGGUACAGGUUUACCGGAGCAGCUGGUGCUCAAAUGCCAACGGCAUGUGUUCCGAAACACUACUGCGGAACUCAUGCACCAGGAUGGUUGAGUGGCUCACAUCCAACAAGAGUCGGGCAGGUUGUGAACGGGAAGGUAUGUUUCCAUUGGGGCUCCAACUGUUGCAACUGGAAUGCUGCUAUUCAAAUAAAGAAAUGCAACGGGUUUUACGUUUACAAACUUUCGAGGACGCCUGUAUGUUGGCUGAGAUACUGUGGAAAUGCCGGCUUUGACCCGUGCAAAGCUAGUAGGCCUUGUCAAAAUGGCGCCACCUGUGUCAACCAGAAUGGAGGCUACACUUGCCUCUGCAAGCCUGGGUACCAAGGAAAGAACUGCGAGCAAGAUGUUAACGAAUGUGUCACGAAACCUUGCCGUAACGGUGGAACUUGUGAGAAUUUACAGGGUAGCUACAGAUGCAAAUGCAAAGCAGGAUUUCUUGGCAAGCACUGCCAGAUAG
Molecule: messenger RNA, 601 nt
Organism: Pocillopora damicornis (cauliflower coral)
Lineage: Eukaryota; Metazoa; Cnidaria; Anthozoa; Scleractinia; Pocilloporidae
Biological process (GO): axon guidance; Notch signaling pathway
Cellular component (GO): signaling receptor complex; plasma membrane; cell surface
Molecular function (GO): calcium ion binding
Source: RefSeq, a predicted model, not a curated record